Messenger RNA from Xenopus laevis (African clawed frog), 1377 nucleotides. RefSeq names its product lamina-associated polypeptide 2-like. The record is from RefSeq and is a predicted model, not a curated record. The coding region runs from base 64 to 1377 and encodes 437 amino acids. NCBI's taxonomy places the organism in Eukaryota, Metazoa, Chordata, Amphibia, Anura, Pipidae. The transcript is spliced from 2 exons.
GACAGGACUGCUUAUGCAGGUCUCUAAUUGAGUAGUGGCAUUCUGUUGCAGGUACUCACAAGCAUGGAAUCCAGUACUACGGGCAAGACACCUCACCCCAAAGGGAAAAGCCUCCCUGUCUCGGAAAAGAAAGAUAAAACACCAGAGAAAAGUUCUCCUGUGGUCCAGGAAGAGCCAGUACCUUCAGGCUCUAAGGCUAAUCAAGCCCUUGUAGAGUCGCUAGCUUCGGUCAUAAAACAAGCAGUAGUGCAAGGUUUUCAGGAAGCGACUGGCUCUAAGAAGAGACAGAGGCAUUCAUACUCCAGACAGUUGGAAUCACUGUCGGAAAUCUCAGAAGGGGAAUUGUCAGAGUUGUCUGAAGUACACUCACCCUUAGGCUCAGACGAAGGGGAAAUUGAGUCCGAGGAAGAAUCUAAUUUUGAUGUAUCAGUGAUUGAACCUCUAAUCAAGGCGGUGAGGCAAACAUUGACCUUUCCCACAGAUUCUUCAAAAGUUUCAUCGGCGGAUAAGCUUUUUCCUUCGUUAAAGAAGAGGUCGGCAGGUUUUCCAGUGCAUGCCUCAAUAAAAGAGAUUAUUAAAGAAGAGUGGAAGAAGACUGAGAAGAGACCUCAGACGGCUGGGAAGUUUCAAAAGAAAUAUCCGUUUGAGGAGGAGGAUGCUAAAUUCUGGGACUCUCCUCCCAAGGUCGAUGCAGCUGUGGUCAGGCUGGCUAGGAAGACGACUCUUCCAGUGGAUGACGCAGCAGUAUUUAGAGAGCCAAUGGAGAAGAAAAUGGAGUUUAAUUUAAAGAAAUCUUUUGCAGCAGCAGGGGCAGCCUGCAGACCAGCAGUGGCUCUAACAUCUGUCUCAAGAGCAGUGAAAGUAUGGCUCUCAAAUAUAGAAGAAGCGAUUUCAUCUAAUAUUAAAAGACAAAAAUUACUAGAGAUGCUGGCUGAUUGUAAACUAGCCAUUGACUUCAUGUCAGAAGCUUCACUGGAUUUGGUUCAUUUCACAGCGAGGUCCAUGGCGCUCUCGGUGGCAGCAAGAAGAGCUCUGUGGCUGAAACCUUGGGCAGCGGACGCAGCAUCAAAGACGAAUUUGUGCCAACUUCCCUUCGAGGGAGACAUGUUAUUUGGGGAAAAACUGGAUGCCAUUAUUAAAAAGGUCUCAGGAGGCAAAAGUGUUUUUCUGCCUCAAGAAAACAAGGCGAAGCGAGGAAGGUUUGAACCUCCAUACUUCAGAGAUAAAGAUAAAUCGUUUAGGGCAUCAAGGCAAUACAGACCCGGGAGAGAAUAUUCAAGACAAUCCUCUUGGAGGGCUGGACGCCCGGGUGCCAGAAGUAAUUUGAAGAGAGCAAGUUUUUUCUCCUCUUCUUCAGCCUCAACGCAACAACAAUGA